This is a messenger RNA of Acanthopagrus latus (yellowfin seabream), 4294 nucleotides long. It is a transcript of the gene cep85, whose product is annotated as centrosomal protein 85. The coding region runs from base 179 to 2572 and encodes 797 amino acids. The transcript is spliced from 14 exons. The record is from RefSeq and is a predicted model, not a curated record. NCBI's taxonomy places the organism in Eukaryota, Metazoa, Chordata, Actinopteri, Spariformes, Sparidae. Gene Ontology annotation, cellular component: centrosome.
GCUAUUGUGCCUUUGACGGGUUGCCUGCCAUCAGAGGGAAUCUGUUCAGUUGGCUAGCGGAACAACAGCAGCAGCGGCAGCAGCGGAUGGUUCAGAUUCGGCUUCGGUUGCCAUCCUCAAACCGAGAUUUCUUUCCACUUUCUGUUUCUGUGUGAAAGGUGACCUUGUCUUGUAUGGAAUGACAACCUCACAGAGAUAUAUUGACUCCAAACCAGCGGCUCGGUUCGCUGACAUGGAGUGGCAGACACCAGCUGUGUCGGAGAAGUUCCAAAGCCGUUUUGGCCGCCGGCCUGGAACAUCGGAUAGUGGGGACACUGGUCUUGGCACCUCAGCAUCUGACAGUACAGAAGAUUUCUGCAGUACCACCAGCAGCAGCCCCCCUUUCCAGCCUAUCCGCAGUCAGAUCCCCAUACCCACUGCACAUGUCAUGCCAUCCACGGCCGGAGCCCCGGCCUCUAAGCCCCAGUCAUGUUUCCAUGAGGACUCCCUGUCCUCUGAGGGACACAGGUCUUCGUCUGGCUCCAGAACCCCAAGUGGCUCCACCUCAAAGUCUUCCUCUCUCUCCAAAUCAGCAUCUUCGCCCAACUUGGAUGCUCAGGUUGGUGUGGGAGGUGAUUUCGUGGGGCCAAAACCAGACUGCCUGAGCCGCUACCGCAGCCUCGUCAAUGGACUGGACCACUCACUUUUCCCUUCGGAUCACACGCGCGUGGACGAGGGCCAGAGGUUUGACACUCCUGCUGUGGAGCCUACGCUAAAUCAGUCAGUGCUGCUAGGGGGGUUAUGCCCUGAUGUCAGACUCCGAUUACAAGCUACUGGGAUUAGAGACCCCUCAGACUGUGUGUCUGAGGCCUACAGAGGAGGCAUGGAGCACAGCUAUAAAGUUCUGCCUGAGGCAAGGCCUGGGGUUCCCGGCACAGCAGAAACCUCUAAUCAGAGGGGCGGUCAGUCUGGUACGGCUGGAUCUCCUGGAGUUUAUGCAAACCCUCUGAGCCUGCAGACACAGGCUCUGCUGAGGGAGCAUGCAGGCACCAAGGGUUACGAUCCACUGCGGCAGGACAGAUGCGGUGAAAUGUCCAGCUGGCAGCAACAACAGCAACAUAAGCAGCAACUGGAGAGUUUACGCCUGCAAGUGGAACAAAUGCAGCUGAUGAGUGCUGGAGUGGGUCAGUACCCAUCUCUGUACUCUACGCCAACUCACUCAGAUUCUGGCAAGUGGGAUGCUCUGGUCAAAGCCAGUGAGAGUUUGCUGAAGGAGAAGGAGCUCAUCAUUGAGAGACAAAAGCAGCAUAUGAUCCAGUUGGAGCAGCGUCUGAGGGAAAGUGAGCUGCAGGUCCAAGGAGCACUCCUGGGCAGAGGAGCUUCUUACGGGGAUAUGUUCAUGCUGCGGCUGCAGGAGGCUCAGAGGGAGAACGUGUUCUUGAGGGCGCAGUUUACUGAGCGCACCGACUGUGCCGCCCUUGAAAAGGCGGAGGCAGAGCGCAGGCUGGGGGCAGUCGAGGCCGAGACGCGCCGACUGACUGACAGCCUGAAGGAGGCUUGUGAGAGACACUCAGAGGAGAUGAAGAAACAGGAAGAGAGGAUCCGCAGUCGAGACAAGCACAUCAACAACCUAAAGAAGAAGUGUCAGAAGGAAUCUGAACUGAAGAGAGAGAACCAGCAGCGUAUCGAGACUCUGGAGCGCUAUCUAGCUGACCUGCCCACCUUGGAGGACUACCAGGGCCAGAACAAGCAGCUUCUAGAGGCUGAACAGCAGGUCGCUCAGCUCCAGGAUAAAGUAAAAGAGUUGGAGGUCUGUCUGGAGACGACGCGCUCACAACUACGGGAAAAAGAUGCACAUCUGGACGACCAGAAACGCAGGGAGAGAGACCUGCUGACCACCAUUACUGACAUGCAGCAGCGGGUGCAGCAGGGCCUGGAGGAUGGAGCCAGACUGCCUUCACUGGAUAUUGAGAAGCUCAGAGGAGAGAACAACACUCUGAGAGAGGAGCAGCAGAGACUGAAAAAGGUCAUUGAGAAGCAGCACAGGAUGAUGGAGCAGCUCGGCUCCCAGAUCCAGGCUUUGGAGGAGCAGAUAUCUCAGGAAGAGAACAGCUCUCAGGCUCUCAGAGAAGAGGUGCUGGCCAAAGAGCAGAAUGUGUUAGAACUCCACACAGCCAUGAAGGAGCUGUCGGUCCAAAACCAGGAACUGAUGGAGCAGAAUCUGACCCUGCAGGAGCAAAUGAGCGAUGGGGAGGAGAAAAGCACCAGUCAGGCCUCCUCUGCUCUGCAGCCAGCAGGGGCUCGCCUCACACAGAAGCUUCAUAUAGAAAUUGCUUCCUGCCUCAGUGACUUGCGCUCACUGUGCAGCAUCCUGACCCAGAGAGCGCAGGGACAAGACCCCAACCUCUCCCUGCUGCUCGGCCUCACAUCGCCCCCUCCGGUGGCAGAGCAGGCAGAGAACUGGAUGAGUCCAGAGGUGCUACAGAAGAAGCUGGUUGAAGCUCAGCAGCUCCGUCGAGACGUUGAGGAGCUGCGCAAUGUGAUACUGGACCGUUACGCGCAGGACAUGGGAGAAAACUGCAUCACCCAAUAACCUCGCCACCCAGGUGACGGAAGGAACUCUCAUUAAGCCCCACUUCACCUCUGAAGUAUCUAAAACGGGCUUGUCUUUCAGUUACUGAAUGUCAGACAGAGAACUGGAUUUUAAUUUCCUUAAAAUGAGGACAGAGGAAAGCCCAAAUGGUUUAGCUCCUCCUCAGACAGACUGUACAUCAAUUCUCAAGCCUGCCUGUAGCUCAGAUCCCUCCCAUCCCCCUCCCCGGUGAGUUCAUCUAUUUCAGUCCAAGGGCUAACAGAAAAUAACUUACCUCUAAUACUUGAUCCUCUUAAGCAUUGUAUGUGCGUGUGUGUGUGGUUUUUUUUUUGUUUUUGUUUUUUUUUUUAAAAUGAUGACAUGAUACUGUCCGUUACCAAACAGUCUUAUACUUUCUGUUCCACUCUAGUGGAUAAGUAUUUGUGUAGAAGUCCCACAAAUAUAAUUUAUUUAAAUCUCAAUUUCCCUCUCGAGGGGAAUUAUUCAAGAAGUGGUUGACAAUCAACUGAAACUAUUUUGCUUUUUAGUGAAUUCACAAGGAACAUGUUACUGACACGCCAUUAUUUAAAAUGGUGUAACAUGAGACUCUGCUGUGAGGUGUAGGACUCGACAAAUACCAAAUCAGCUUCUCGCACCGAAAGGCCUCCCAACAGUUUUAUUACCAAAGAAACUCUGGCCGAAGCAGCCUGUGAAUGUCUGUGAACGCUUCUCUCUGCUGCAGGCCUCGUUCUGAAUGAACGCCAACCAUGUGCCUUCCUGUCACGUUUGCAACCACAAUGCUAAUUCAUUUUUAGACCAACCACAAAGGGCUGUUUGCAGCUGACUCUUCCAAUAUGACCUUUCUCUCAGUGUAUCAACCAGUAGGAUAGUCAAUACAUUCCCUGACUCUGAAUGUAGCAGAUAACUUUGGGCUCGUGGUCGCCCCCCACACUGUUUUGUUUUUUUUGUCCCUGGUAGAUAAACUAAGUUAGCUGAACCUCUUCAGUCUGUGUGACGUUUGUAGAAUCUGAAAACUUCACAGUAUACUGUUUAUUCAGGUUGAUAUGACUGACUUGCAUUUGACAGUAUUAAUCUUCAGUAUUAUUUAUUUUCUUUGUUUGCAUUGACAACUCAGUGAGUCCCCCCUAAUGUGUUUCUGACUCUAACAACGUGCUAAUGUGUCCACAACGUGUAAAGGUCCCAUGAAGUGUCUUUAAGAUAGUUCUCUACUCCUGUGGUUUUAUGUGUCGUAUUAGAUUAAAUGUUUGGAUGUUGAAUUUAAUGUCAGGAGGGACAAAGAUUUGCAGGUGGCAGUGGGACGUGUUUUGAUCCCACAUGAUGAUGAUGAUGAUGAUGAUGAUGAUGAGAAGAGGGGCUGGCUGGAUCACCCCAAAAUCAUUGAUCACAUUGGUACUGGAUGGAAUAAGCCAUUUUAAAAAAAAAACCUAAACUUGACACUUUACAGGAAGAGAAAGGGAUUUUAAUAUGAAAAAUAUGCAACAAUGACCUUUUUAUGGACAAAAGUCACACAGAACAACACACCCAGGGACACACAAGCCAUUUUUCAUUUCAUGGGACCUUUUUUAAAAACUCGAUUAGCACAAGAUUUGUCUUUGGAAAGUCAGGCUCCGCAUGCCUUAACAUCUCAAAUGUUUUUGCAAAAGGGAAAAAAGAUGUUUAUAUUUUCAUACUUUUGUCCUCGUUUGUAUUUGCAUAUUUUAGAAAUAAAGAUUUUCAACAUUA